AUGGCGCUCGACGAGUCCUCGGUCCUCAUGGACCGCGCGCUCGUGACCAUGUGCCAGGACCUGCCCGAGUCGCUGGGGCUGUACAACACGGAGAAGGACCAGCUCGCACUAAGUGCGAUUCGCGUCAUCCCGUUGCUCGAGCACGUGGGCGCCGACUCGCGCAAGUUGGCGCUGAUCCGCGACUGGAUGCGGUCGUACGAACCGGCGGUGGACGAGCCGCUGAGUACUGAGAUUUGUAUGGACGCGCUCAAGGAAAUGGAUCAACGGGAGCGUGAGGAGCGAGAGAAGGAGCGGGUGGAGUUGGAGAUGGCAGCAGGGAGGGGCGAGGACGAGGAGGACCAGAAGAAGAAGCAGCAGAAGAAGAAGAAGAAGAAGAGGGAGCAGACGAGGGAGCGGGAGCAGCAGAAGCGGCCGCGGCCGCGGAGAGACAAGGAGGCGGACACGAAAAAUAAGGAGAAGACGAAGCAGGCAGUGGCCGAGAGGUCUGACAGGACGAGGAAGACAGGAGCGAAGCCGCGCGUCCGUGCGGCGAGGAGUGAGUUGGAGGACGUGCUGUCGAUGGACGAGUCGAGCAGCUCCAGUGACGACGAGUCCUCGUCAUCAUCGUCUAGUGACGCGUCGGACAGUGACGAUCGAGCACCGAGACGCACCAAGGUGUCGAGCAACUUGCCGCCGAUCGAAGUGGUGUUGUCGUCGGACGAGGACGAUGACGAGCCGAACGACAUGUUUGACACGGAGGACCCGGAUGUGUACGAAGUCGAGAAGAUCUUGCGGAAAAAGACGGCGGAAACGUACGGGGAGCAGGACUUGUACGAGGUCAAGUGGGAAGGCUACGAGGAGACGACGUGGGAGCCGGCGAGCAAUAUCUCCAAGGACUUGAUUGACGAGUUUGAGGGCCAACCUGUACGUGAGGACGUGUACACAGUGCAGGAAAUCGUUGAUCGGCGCAGGAAGCGGGACCCGACAACGAGACUAAAGACGCACGAGUACAAAGUCAAGUGGGUUGGCUACGACGAAUUGACGUGGGAGCCUGCUGAGAAUUUGCCGCAUAACUUGCGACGGAAGUUUGAUCGCUCUUAUGAGACCCGGGAGCGCAAGCGGUCAUGA
Messenger RNA from Peronospora matthiolae, 1107 nucleotides. The record is from the annotation of a GenBank genome assembly. NCBI's taxonomy places the organism in Eukaryota, Oomycota, Peronosporomycetes, Peronosporales, Peronosporaceae.